Molecule: messenger RNA, 5829 nt
Organism: Chanos chanos (milkfish)
Lineage: Eukaryota; Metazoa; Chordata; Actinopteri; Gonorynchiformes; Chanidae
Product: myosin heavy chain, fast skeletal muscle-like
Exons: 39
Coding region: 1-5829 (1942 amino acids)
Cellular component (GO): myosin filament; myosin II complex; cytoplasm
Molecular function (GO): actin filament binding; microfilament motor activity; ATP binding
Source: RefSeq, a predicted model, not a curated record
AUGAGCUCGGACGCGGAGAUGGCCAUUUAUGGCAAGGCUGCCAUAUAUCUCCGUAAGCCUGAGAAGGAGAGAAUUGAGGCACAAAGCAGGCCUUUUGAUGCUAAGACUGCCUGCUUUGUAGCAGAUGUCAAAGAGCUGUACCUCAAAGCUACAAUCAAGAGCAAAGACGGUGGCAAAGUCACUGUUACUGUAAAUGACACUCAGGAGGAGAGAACUGUUAAGGAGGAUGAUAUAACCCCGAUGAACCCUCCCAAGUUCGACAAAAUUGAGGACAUGGCCAUGAUGACCCAUCUCAAUGAAGCCUCUGUCCUGUAUAACCUCAAAGAGCGUUAUGCAGCAUGGAUGAUCUACACCUACUCUGGACUCUUCUGUGCCACUGUAAACCCCUACAAGUGGCUUCCAGUGUACGAUGCAGAAGUGGUGUCUGCCUACAGAGGCAAAAAGCGCAUGGAGGCCCCACCCCACAUCUUCUCUGUCUCUGACAAUGCCUAUCAGUUCAUGCUUACUGAUAGGGAAAACCAGUCUGUCCUGAUCACUGGAGAAUCUGGUGCUGGAAAGACUGUGAACACCAAGCGAGUCAUCCAGUACUUUGCAACAAUUGCAGUGUCUGGAGAUAAGAAGAAAGAAUCUACCACAGCUGGAAAAAUGCAGGGAUCCCUUGAGGACCAAAUUAUUGCUGCCAACCCACUUCUUGAGGCAUAUGGCAAUGCCAAGACUGUGAGAAAUGACAAUUCCUCCCGAUUUGGUAAAUUCAUCAGAAUUCACUUUGGCACAACUGGAAAACUGGCUAGUGCUGACAUUGAGACAUAUCUGCUGGAGAAGUCUAGAGUCACAUUCCAGCUUCCAGAUGAGAGAGGCUACCACAUCUUCUAUCAGAUGAUGACCAACCACAAGCCUGAGCUGAUUGAAAUGACGCUCAUCACCACCAACCCCUAUGACUUCCCCAUGUGCAGUCAGGGUCAGAUUUCUGUAGCCAGCAUUGAUGACAAGGAGGAGCUGGUUGCCACAGAUACUGCCAUUGAUAUUCUGGGCUUCAGUCCUGAGGAGAAGAUGGGCAUCUACAAGUUGACAGGUGCUGUUCUCCACCAUGGUAACAUGAAGUUCAAGCAGAAGCAGCGCGAGGAGCAGGCAGAGCCUGAUGGCACAGAAGUGGCUGAUAAAAUUGGAUACCUACUGGGGCUGAAUUCUGCUGAUAUGCUGAAGGCCUUGUGUUAUCCCCGAGUGAAAGUGGGAAAUGAGUUUGUUACCAAAGGCCAAACAGUUCCACAGGUCAUCAACUCAGUGAUGGCUCUUGCCAAGUCUAUCUAUGAGAGGAUGUUUUUGUGGUUGGUGGUCCGUAUUAAUCAGAUGUUGGACACAAAGCAGCCAAGACAAUUUUUUAUUGGUGUGCUGGACAUUGCUGGUUUUGAAAUCUUUGAUUUCAACAGCAUGGAGCAGCUUUGCAUCAACUUCACCAAUGAGAAACUGCAACAGUUUUUCAAUCACCACAUGUUUGUCCUGGAACAAGAGGAGUACAAGAAAGAGGGCAUUGAAUGGGAGUUCAUUGACUUUGGCAUGGACUUGGCUGCUUGCAUUGAGCUCAUUGAGAAGCCCAUGGGUAUCUUCUCCAUCCUUGAAGAGGAGUGCAUGUUCCCCAAGGCUUCAGACACAACCUUCAAGAACAAACUCUAUGAUCAGCAUCUUGGCAAGAGCAAUGCCUUCCAGAAACCAAAGCCUGCCAAAGGCAAGGCUGAGGCCCACUUCUCACUGGUGCACUAUGCAGGCACUGUGGACUACAACAUCAGUGGAUGGCUGGAAAAGAACAAGGACCCUCUGAACGAGUCUGUGGUUCAGCUGUACCAGAAGUCCUCUCUCAAACUUCUAGCUCAUCUUUAUGCCAAUGUUGGUGGAGCUGAAGCUGAGAGCAGCGGUGGUGGUGGAAAGAAGGGGGGCAAAAAGAAGGGUGGAUCAAUGCAGACUGUUUCCUCUCAGUUCAGAGAGAACUUGGGCAAGCUGAUGACGAAUCUGAGGAGCACUCAUCCGCACUUUGUCCGCUGUCUGAUUCCUAAUGAGUCUAAGACACCAGGUCUCAUGGAGAACUUCCUGGUUAUUCACCAGCUGAGGUGUAAUGGUGUUUUGGAGGGUAUCAGAAUCUGCAGAAAGGGCUUUCCGAGUAGAAUUCUAUAUGGUGACUUCAAGCAGAGGUACAAAGUACUGAACGCUAGUGUGAUACCCGAGGGUCAGUUCAUUGACAACAAAAAAGCCUCAGAGAAGCUGCUUGGAUCAAUUGAUGUUGACCAUACACAGUACAAAUUUGGGCACACAAAGGUAUUUUUUAAAGCUGGUCUGCUGGGUACCCUUGAGGAGAUGCGAGAUGAGAAACUGGCAGCUCUGGUCACAAUGACUCAGGCCCUCUGCCGUGGAUUCCUCAUGAGAAAGGAGUUUGUGAAGAUGAUGGAAAGACGAGAUGCCAUUUAUACCAUCCAGUACAACAUUCGUUCCUUCAUGAAUGUCAAACACUGGCCAUGGAUGAAGGUGUACUACAAGAUCAAGCCUCUGCUGAAGAGUGCUGAGACUGAGAAAGAGCUGGCUAACAUGAAGGAAGAAUUUACCAAAUGCAAGGAAGAUCUUGUAAAAGCAGAGGCCAGAAAGAAAGAGCUAGAGGAAAAAAUGGUCUCCUUGCUGCAGGAGAAGAAUGAUCUGCAGCUGCAAGUGGCAUCUGAAGCUGAAAAUCUGUCAGAUGCUGAGGAGAGAUGUGAGGGCUUGAUCAAGAGCAAGAUCCAGCUGGAAGCAAAACUUAAAGAGACAACUGAGAGACUGGAGGAUGAGGAGGAGAUCAAUGCUGAGCUGACUGCCAAGAAGAGGAAACUGGAGGAUGAGUGUUCUGAGCUGAAGAAAGACAUCGAUGACUUGGAGCUCACCUUGGCCAAAGUGGAGAAGGAGAAACAUGCCACAGAAAACAAGGUCAAGAAUCUGACUGAGGAGAUGGCUGCUCAGGAUGAGAGCCUUGCCAAGCUCACAAAAGAGAAGAAAGCCCUCCAAGAGGCACACCAACAGACUCUUGACGAUCUUCAGGCAGAGGAGGACAAAGUCAACACUCUGACCAAAUCCAAGACAAAGCUUGAACAACAAGUGGAUGAUCUUGAGGGUUCCCUGGAGCAAGAGAAGAAGCUCCGCAUGGACCUUGAGAGAGCCAAGAGAAAGCUUGAGGGAGACCUGAAACUGGCCCAGGAGUCCAUUAUGGAUCUGGAGAAUGACAAGCAACAGUCUGAGGAGAAGCUUAAGAAGAAAGACUUUGAAACAAGCCAGCUUCUUGGUAAGAUUGAAGAUGAGCAGUCUUUGGGAGCCCAGCUUCAGAAGAAGAUUAAGGAGCUGCAGGCCCGCAUCGAGGAACUGGAGGAGGAAAUUGAGGCUGAGCGAGCUGCGCGUGCCAAGGUUGAGAAGCAGAGAGCAGAUCUCUCCAGGGAACUUGAGGAGAUCAGUGAAAGGCUUGAGGAAGCUGGAGGAGCAACUGCUGCUCAGAUAGAGAUGAACAAGAAGCGUGAGGCAGAGUUCCAGAAACUGCGUCGUGACCUUGAGGAGUCCACCCUUCAGCAUGAAGCCACUGCUGCCGCUCUGCGCAAGAAGCAGGCUGACAGCGUGGCAGAACUGGGAGAGCAAAUCGACAACCUCCAGCGUGUCAAGCAGAAGCUUGAGAAGGAGAAGAGUGAAUACAAGAUGGAGAUCGAUGAUCUUUCCAGCAACAUGGAGGCUGUUGCUAAGGCAAAGGCAAACCUUGAGAAGAUGUGUCGAACCCUGGAGGAUCAGCUCAGUGAAAUUAAGACCAAGAAUGAUGAGAAUUCGAGGCAGAUCAGUGAUGUAACAGCACAAAAAACAAGACUUCAGACAGAGAAUGGUGAGCUUGGGCGUCAGCUGGAAGAGAAAGAGGCUCUUAUUUCCCAGUUGACUAGAGGCAAACAGGCCUUCACACAGCAGAUUGAGGAACUGAAGAGACAGAUUGAGGAAGAAGUUAAGGCCAAGAAUGCCCUGGCUCAUGGCCUCCAGUCUGCCCGCCAUGACUGUGACCUGCUCCGUGAGCAGUUUGAGGAGGAGCAGGAAGCAAAGGCUGAGCUACAGCGUGGCAUGUCCAAGGCCAACAGCGAGGUUGCUCAGUGGAGAACCAAAUAUGAAACUGAUGCCAUCCAGCGCACUGAGGAGCUUGAGGAGGCCAAGAAAAAGCUUGCUCAGCGCCUUCAAGAGGCAGAGGAACAAAUUGAGGCUGUUAACUCCAAGUGUGCCUCUCUGGAGAAGACCAAGCAGAGACUACAGGGUGAAGUGGAAGACCUCAUGAUUGAUGUGGAGAGAGCCAAUGCCUUGGCUGCCAACCUCGAUAAGAAGCAGAGGAACUUUGAUAAGGUUUUGGCUGAGUGGAAGCAGAAAUAUGAGGAAGGCCAGGCUGAACUGGAGGGUGCCCAGAAAGAGGCUCGCUCUCUCAGCACUGAGCUGUUCAAGAUGAAGAACUCCUAUGAGGAGGCUCUUGAUCACCUGGAGACAAUGAAGCGAGAGAACAAAAACCUGCAACAGGAAAUCUCUGACCUGACUGAACAGAUUGGUGAGACUGGAAAGAGCAUUCAUGAGCUGGAGAAGGCAAAGAAGGCAGUAGAGACAGAGAAGGCCGAGAUCCAGACUGCUCUGGAAGAGGCUGAGGGAACCUUGGAGCAUGAGGAGUCCAAGAUCCUUCGUGUCCAGCUUGAGCUCAACCAGGUUAAGGGUGAGAUUGACAGGAAGCUGGCAGAAAAAGAUGAGGAAAUGGAGCAGAUCAAGAGGAACAGCCAGAGGGUGAUUGAGUCCAUGCAGAGCACCCUGGACUCUGAGGUCAGGAGCAGGAAUGACGCCCUGAGAAUCAAGAAGAAGAUGGAGGGAGACCUCAAUGAGAUGGAGAUUCAGCUGAGCCACGCCAACCGCCAGGCUGCUGAGGCCCAGAAACAGCUGAGGAAUGUACAGGGACAGCUCAAGGAUGCCCAACUGCACCUUGAUGAUGCCCUGAGAGGACAGGAGGACAUGAAGGAGCAGGUUGCUAUGGUUGAGCGCAGGAAUACUCUAAUGUUGGCUGAGAUUGAGGAACUUAGAGCUGCCCUGGAACAGACUGAGAGAGGCCGCAAAGUGGCUGAGCAAGAGCUGGUUGAUGCCAGUGAGCGUGUCGGACUUCUUCACUCACAGAACACAAGCCUUCUGAACACCAAGAAGAAGCUUGAAACUGACCUUGUGCAGAUCCAAUCAGAGGUGGACGACACUGUCCAAGAAGCAAGGAAUGCUGAAGAGAAAGCAAAGAAAGCUAUUACUGAUGCUGCCAUGAUGGCUGAAGAGUUGAAGAAGGAGCAGGACACCAGCGCUCACCUGGAGAGGAUGAAGAAGAAUCUGGAGGUCACAGUCAAAGACCUGCAGCACCGCCUGGAUGAGGCUGAGAAUCUGGCCAUGAAGGGUGGCAAGAAACAGCUGCAGAAACUGGAAUCCAGGGUUCGUGAGCUGGAGGCUGAAGUUGAGGCUGAACAGAAACGUGGUGCAGAUGCUGUGAAGGGAGUCCGCAAAUAUGAGAGGAGAGUCAAGGAGCUGACCUACCAGACUGAGGAGGACAAGAAGAAUAUUACCAGACUUCAGGAUCUGGUGGACAAACUGCAGCUGAAGGUCAAGGCAUACAAGAGGCAGGCUGAGGAAGCAGAGGAACAAGCCAACACCCACCUGUCCAAGUUCAGGAAGGUGCAGCAUGAGCUGGAAGAGGCUGAGGAGCGUGCUGACAUUGCUGAGUCCCAAGUCAACAAGCUCAGAGCCAAGAGCCGUGAUGUUGGAAAGGGCAAAGAAGCUGCAGAGUAA